AUGUGUUUUUUAAAAUUACUCCUUUUAUUUAAACUUAUUUUAUUUGUUUGUUUGACUGAAUGUGUUGAAAGAGAUGAUGCCGGACCUUUGGAAGCCUCUAAAUAUGUUCCGCAACCUCCAUACGGUUUACAUAAAUGUAGCCGUUUCCACACAAAUACCGAAGCAAAAGUCAAUGGAAGGAAACCUUUGUUUUCAAUUCUCAAAGAAAUCAUAACAUCCCAACAACCAAAAGAAACUCGUUGGGAUUGGAUUAACAAACUGUUUUUGCCCAUUCCGCAAUGGCGUAGAGAGGAGACAGCAUUAUUAUACUGCAAGAAUGGGUUGAAAAUGGAAGAUGAACAAAAUUUGUCGAGUUGUCUUGAAGAAAUCUUUAAUGAAUUUAAUCAAAAACCAUUGUCUGAAUUAUUAAAAAACAAUAUCGACGAAAAAAGAGAGCGAUCUGAAUUGUUGGAAGUGUUGAUUAAAGACAGAAGCGAAUCAUUAGCUGAGAGGCUUUAUUCCACCAUAAAUUCAAAUACAAUAGAUUUUGACACUUUAUACGACAUUAUCUUGGCUCGCCCAAAAUUUGAGUUGAAAAAAAUUAUUGAGAAGGAUGAUAAAAUACGUCCAAAAUUGGAAAAAUAUUUAACUGAUAACAAAGAGCAACAAGAUGAAAAUGCUGCGAUAUGGGAUAUUUUAAUUAAUCGAGUUGUAGCUGCUGAAAAACAUACAACUUUUGACAAGGAAGAAUUUAAAGAGGUAUUCGAUAUAUGUAGGGUUAAAUUUAUUUAA
Messenger RNA from Meloidogyne enterolobii, 771 nucleotides. Lineage: Eukaryota; Metazoa; Nematoda; Chromadorea; Rhabditida; Meloidogynidae. The record is from the annotation of a GenBank genome assembly.